This is a messenger RNA of Marasmius oreades (fairy-ring Marasmius), 1407 nucleotides long. RefSeq lists its product as uncharacterized. The transcript is spliced from 4 exons. The record is from RefSeq and is a predicted model, not a curated record. Gene Ontology annotation, biological process: tRNA wobble uridine modification. Gene Ontology annotation, cellular component: elongator holoenzyme complex; cytoplasm; transcription elongation factor complex. Lineage: Eukaryota; Fungi; Basidiomycota; Agaricomycetes; Agaricales; Marasmiaceae. The coding region runs from base 43 to 1407 and encodes 454 amino acids.
CCUCCAGAUUGUGCGCUCAUUCUUCCCCAGCCUUGUCGGGCCAUGUCUUCCUUCAAACGAAAAUCUGCAAAGCACUCGGGGACGCUACCAGGCACUAGACCGUCCCCCGGGUCAGUGGCAACAUUGCUCACGUCGACUGGAAUACCAUCGCUGGAUGAUGUCCUUGGAGGUGGACUACCGUUAUCUUGUUCUCUUCUCGUCGCCGCACCAGACCCGCAUUCUUCCUAUGGUGAACUGGUGCAGAAGUAUUUCAUUGUCCAGGGACUCGUGUCAUCUCAAGACGUCUUGCUCAUUGAUGAUAACCCGUUGGAUUUUGUGAAGGGGUGUAUGUGGACGACUUCCGAUCUGAACUGCAAGGUUUUUGGCGAAGAAGAGGAGGAACGAUCGGAUGAAAGAAUCAAGAUUGCAUGGAGAUAUGAGAGUAUGAAACAAUUCCAGACCACCGUCGGUCAAUCGAUCGCAAAUACAGAGAACUUUUGUCGUGCAUUUGAUCUGACGUCUCGCAUACCAGAUUCAGUCAUUCAGCGAGCACUUUAUUCCAAGCAAUUGGAAGUGUGCGAUGUUACUUCGUUUCAAUCUACAGCACUCGUUCUAAGCGAAGUCGUGUCUCGUAUUGAGCAGAUCUUAGCAUCGAGAAGUAAAACAACACCGCUGAGGAUCUGCCUUCCGGCCCUUGGGUCUCCGGGCUGGGGUGACUCAUCUUCAGAGGAUUUACUCCAUUUUCUCCGGCGCACUAGAAUGCUUGUUCGUCGACAUACCAACGCCUGCCUAUCGAUUAGUCUUCCGCCACAUUUGUCUGUAGAAGAUUGGAGUGGACGAGGCUGGAUAGAAAAAAUCGGAUGGUCCACAGAUGCGCUUAUAACAUUGGCAGCUUUCACAGCAAAUCCUUCUAUGACCUCCCUAUUUCCUUCUCAUCAUGGUUUGGUCCACAUACACACUCUUCCCGCCCCGUUUACGUUUCUGCCACCCAGCGACAAGUUCUCGUUAUUGCGUGGACUCUCAGCAGCCGCAGACUCGUCAGGUAGUGGCGAAAACAAUCUCGCUUUCAAGUGCACGCGAAAACGAUUUAUCAUCGAAACAAUGCACCUUGAUUUAGAGGGAGGGAUUUCUGAACGCCGGACGAAUCCAAGCAGCACAGCUCGAGAGUUCACAGGCACGAAAUUAAUUGAAACCUCCGGAGAACGCGCAGGCGUUCCCAAAGCUGGACUUGCUAAUGUUGAAGUGGAGUUGGAGGAAGAGAAGGUCCGUGCGGAACAAAGUACCAAUCCGACGGCGCCGGUAAGCGGUAAAGGAUCUACCCAAGGGCAAGCCAUGACAGAAACGGGCGUACCGUCGCGAAGGAAAGUCAACAAGCCAAAGAAAAAGGUCGGAUUUCAGACAGAUCGACCGGAUGUAUACGAUUUUUGA